UGAUAUCUUGUUUUUCUUUCUCAAUGUAGAGAAGUCAUUCAGAAUUCCAAAGAAGUUCUGAGUUUAUUGCAAGAAAAAAACCCUGCCUUUAAGCCGGUUCUUGCUAUUAUUCAGGCAGGUGAUGAUAACUUGAUGCAGGAAGUAAAUCAGAAUUUGGCCGAGGAGGCUGGUCUGAACAUCGCUCACAUUUGCCUUCCUCCAGAGAGCGGCGAGGACGAGAUUAUAGAUGAAAUCUUGAAGAUUAAUGAAGACACCAGAGUACAUGGCCUUGCCCUUCAGAUCUCCGAGAACUCAUUUAGCAACAAAGUCCUCAAUGCCUUGAAGCCAGAAAAGGAUGUGGAUGGAGUAACAGAUAUAAACCUGGGGAAGCUGGUUCGUGGGGAUGCCCACGAAUGUUUUGUUUCACCUGUGGCCAGAGCUGUAAUUGAACUUCUUGAAAAGUCAGGUGUCAACUUAGAUGGAAAGAAGAUCUUGAUAGUAGGAGCCCAUGGGUCUCUGGAAGCUGCCCUGCAAUGCCUGUUCCAGAGAAAAGGGUCCAUGACAAUGAGCUCCCAGUGGAAAACACCUCAGCUUCAAAGCAAGCUUCACAAGGCUGACAUUGUGGUCUUAGGCUCGCCCAAGCCAGAAGAAAUUCCGCUUUCUUGGAUACAACCAGGAACUGCUGUUCUCAACUGUUCCCAUGACUUCCUGUCAGGGAAGCUCGGACGUGGUUCUCCCAGCAUCCAUUUCAGUGGUCUCAUUACAGAAGGUGACGUGAGUCUCCUCGCUGCAGCUCUGCGGAUUCAGAACCUGGUCAGUAGUGGGAGGAGAUGGCUUCGUGAACAGCAAUACACGAGGUGGAGACUUCACUGCUUGAAACUGCAGCCCCUCUCCCCCGUACCAAGUGAUAUCGAGAUUUCAAGAGCACAGACUCCGAAAGCUGUGGACGUCCUUGCCAAGGAGAUAGGAUUGCUUGCAGAUGAAAUCGAAAUCUAUGGCAAAAGCAAAGCUAAAGUACGUUUGUCCCUGCUGGAAAGGUUAAAGGAUCAGGCAGAUGGAAAAUACGUCUUAGUUGCUGGGAUCACACCCACCCCACUUGGAGAAGGGAAGAGCACAGUUACGAUUGGCCUCGUCCAGGCCCUGACCGCACACCUGAACGUCAACUCCUUUGCCUGUCUGAGGCAGCCUUCUCAAGGGCCCACUUUCGGAGUUAAAGGAGGAGCUGCGGGUGGCGGAUAUGCCCAGGUCAUUCCCAUGGAGGAGUUCAACCUUCACUUGACGGGGGACAUUCAUGCCAUCACCGCUGCCAAUAAUUUGCUGGCUGCUGCCAUCGACACAAGGAUUUUGCAUGAAAACACUCAAACUGAUAAAGCUCUAUAUAAUCGACUGGUUCCUUUAGUGAAUGGUGUUCGAGAAUUUUCAAAAAUUCAACUUGCUCGGCUCAAAAAACUGGGAAUAAAUAAGACGGAUCCAAGCACACUGACAGAAGAGGAAAUGAGUAAAUUCGCCCGUCUCAACAUCGACCCCUCUACCAUCACGUGGCAGAGAGUACUGGAUACAAAUGACCGGUUUCUACGAAAAAUAACGAUUGGGCAGGCAAACACAGAGAAGGGAUGUUCCCGGCAGGCGCAGUUCGACAUCGCGGUGGCCAGUGAGAUCAUGGCAGUACUGGCCCUGACCGAUGGCCUCACAGACAUGAAGGAGCGGCUGGGAAGAAUGGUGGUGGCCAGUGACAAAAAUGGGCAGCCCAUAACCGCGGAAGAUUUGGGGGUGACAGGUGCUUUGACAGUUUUGAUGAAAGAUGCGAUAAAACCAAAUCUGAUGCAGACCCUAGAAGGCACACCCGUGUUUGUGCACGCCGGCCCCUUCGCAAACAUCGCCCACGGCAACUCUUCGGUGUUGGCUGAUAAAAUCGCCCUGAAACUAGUUGGUGAAGAAGGAUUCGUAGUGACUGAAGCUGGCUUCGGUGCCGACAUUGGCAUGGAGAAAUUCUUCAACAUCAAGUGUCGAGCUUCUGGCUUGGUGCCCAACGUAGUCGUGUUGGUGGCAACAGUGCGAGCUCUGAAGAUGCACGGAGGCGGGCCAAGUGUAACUGCUGGCGUCCCUCUUAAGAAAGAAUAUACUGAGGAGAACAUCCAGCUGGUGGCGGACGGCUGCUGUAACCUCCAGAAGCAGAUUCAGAUCGCUCAGCUCUUUGGGGUCCCCGUCGUCGUGGCUCUGAAUGUCUUCAAGACCGACACCCGCGCCGAGAUUGACUUAGUGUGUGAGCUUGCGAAGCGGGCUGGCGCCUUCGAUGCUGUCCCCUGCCAUCACUGGUCGAUUGGUGGGAAAGGGUCAGUGGACCUGGCUUGGGCUGUGAGAGAAGCUGCAAGUAAGAGAAGUCGUUUUCAGUUCCUGUAUGAUGUUCAGCUUCCAAUUGUGGAAAAGAUAAGAACCAUCGCCCAGGCUGUCUAUGGAGCCAGAGAUAUCGAACUCUCUCCUGAGGCACAAUCCAAAAUUGAUCGUUACACGCAACAGGGUUUUGGAAAUCUGCCCAUCUGCAUGGCAAAGACCCACCUUUCUCUGUCUCACCAACCUGACAAGAAAGGUGUACCCAGGGAUUUCAUUUUACCCAUUAGUGAUGUCCGGGCCAGCAUAGGCGCUGGGUUCAUAUACCCUUUGGUUGGGACGAUGAGCACCAUGCCGGGACUGCCCACGCGGCCCUGCUUUUACGACAUAGAUCUCGAUACAGAAACAGAGCAAGUUAAAGGCUUGUUCUAAGUGAGCGUGACCUU
Pteropus alecto (black flying fox) is the source of this 2753-nucleotide messenger RNA. RefSeq names its product methylenetetrahydrofolate dehydrogenase (NADP+ dependent) 1 like (gene MTHFD1L). The coding region runs from base 133 to 2739 and encodes 868 amino acids. Gene Ontology annotation, biological process: tetrahydrofolate interconversion. The transcript has 26 exons. The record is from RefSeq and is a predicted model, not a curated record. NCBI's taxonomy places the organism in Eukaryota, Metazoa, Chordata, Mammalia, Chiroptera, Pteropodidae. Gene Ontology annotation, cellular component: cytosol; mitochondrion. Gene Ontology annotation, molecular function: ATP binding; formate-tetrahydrofolate ligase activity; methylenetetrahydrofolate dehydrogenase (NADP+) activity.